Molecule: messenger RNA, 2723 nt
Organism: Lemur catta (Ring-tailed lemur)
Lineage: Eukaryota; Metazoa; Chordata; Mammalia; Primates; Lemuridae
Gene: ACSBG1
Product: acyl-CoA synthetase bubblegum family member 1
Exons: 13
Cellular component (GO): endoplasmic reticulum; membrane
Molecular function (GO): long-chain fatty acid-CoA ligase activity
Source: RefSeq, a predicted model, not a curated record
CCCGAUUGUAAAUCAGAUGGGGAGCUGAGGCCGGGGGAGGGCAGGGCUCUGCCCAGGGUCACUCUGCUGUGGUGGCCGGAACUCAGAGCUCGUGACCGUCCGGCGGGAAGGCUGGGGACGGGCUGGCAGCUGCAGGGCCUCGCCCCUCAGGCACAGAGGACGGGAAUCACCGGCGCCUUGGCAGAGGAGGUGCUGUGGACGACUCGCGCGGAUGGGCGGGUGCACCUGCGGAUGGACCCCAGCUGCCCACAGCUUCCCUACACUGUGCACCGGAUGUUCUACGAGGCCCUGGACAAGUAUGGGGACCUCAGGGCUCUGGGCUUCAAGCGCCAGGAAAAGUGGGAGCACAUCUCCUACUCCCAGUACUACCUGCUCGCCCGCAGGGCCGCCAAGGGCUUCCUGAAGCUCGGCCUGGAGCGGGCCCACAGCGUAGCCAUCCUCGGCUUCAACGCCCCGGAGUGGUUCUUCUCAGCAGUGGGCACGGUGUUUGCAGGUGGCAUCGUCACCGGCAUUUACACAACCAGCUCCCCCGAGGCCUGCCAGUACAUCGCCUAUGACUGCCGCGCCAACAUCGUCGUGGUCGACACGCAGAAACAGCUGGAAAAGAUCCUGAAGAUCUGGAAACAUUUGCCACAUCUAAAGGCAGUGGUGAUAUAUAAAGAACCUCCUGCAAAGAAGAUGGCCAAUGUGUACACGAUGGAGGAAUUCAUGCAGCUGGGGAACGAAGUGCCCGAGGAGGCCCUGGAUGUCAUCAUCGAUGCCCAGCAGCCCAACCAGUGCUGUGUGCUGGUCUACACGUCGGGCACCACUGGAACCCCCAAGGGCGUGAUGCUGAGUCAAGACAAUAUCACGUGGACAGCAAGGUACGGCAGCCAGGCCGGCGACAUCCAGCCAGCGGAAGUCCAGCAGGAGGUGGUGGUCAGCUACCUGCCCCUCAGCCACAUUGCCGCCCAGAUCUACGACCUGUGGACAGGCAUCCAGUGGGGAGCCCAGGUCUGCUUUGCCGAGCCUGACGCCCUGAAGGGGAGCCUGGUGAACACACUGCGGGAGGUGGAGCCCACAUCCCACAUGGGGGUGCCGAGGGUGUGGGAGAAGAUCAUGGAGCGGAUCCAGGAAGUGGCAGCUCAGUCUGGCUUCAUCCGGCGCAAGAUGCUGCUGUGGGCCAUGUCGGUGACCUUGGAGCAGAACCUCACCUGCCCUGCCAGUGACCUGAAGCCCUUCACAACCAGACUCGCAGAUUACCUGGUGCUAGCCAAGGUCCGCCAGGCGCUGGGCUUUGCCAAGUGUCAGAAGAAUUUCUACGGAGCGGCGCCCAUGACUGCAGAGACACAGCGCUUCUUCCUGGGCCUCAACAUUCGCUUGUACUCGGGCUAUGGCCUCAGCGAGACCUCAGGCCCCCACUUCAUGUCCAGCCCCUGCAACUACCGGCUCUACAGCUCGGGCAAAGUGGUGCCAGGCUGCCGCGUGAGGCUGGUGAACCAGGAUGCAGAGGGCAUCGGUGAGAUCUGCCUGUGGGGCCGCACCAUCUUCAUGGGCUACCUGAACAUGGAGGACAAGACACGUGAGGCCAUCGACGAGGACGGCUGGCUGCACACAGGUGACACCGGCCGCCUGGAUGCCGAUGGCUUCCUCUAUAUCACCGGGCGCCUCAAAGAACUAAUCAUCACAGCCGGUGGGGAGAAUGUGCCCCCUGUGCCCAUCGAGGAGGCCGUGAAAAUGGAGCUGCCCAUUGUCAGCAACGCCAUGCUGAUCGGGGACCAGAGGAAGUUCCUGUCCAUGCUGCUCACCUUGAAGUGCACUCUGGACCCAGACACCUCUGACCCGACUGACAAUCUGACCGAACAAGCUGUGGAGUUCUGCCAGAGGGUGGGCAGCAAAGCCACCACAGUGUCUGAGAUCGUGGGGAAGAAGGAUGAGGCCGUGUAUCAGGCCAUCGAAGAGGGCAUCCAGAGGGUCAACAUGAACGCGGCAGCCCGACCCUACCACAUCCAGAAGUGGGCCAUUCUUGAGAGGGACUUCUCCAUUUCAGGUGGAGAGUUUGGUCCCACAAUGAAAUUGAAGCGGCUCACAGUUUUGGAGAAGUACAAAGAUAUCAUUGACUCUUUUUACUAUGAGGAGAAAAUGUAACCAGGGGCCGUGCUUGAAGUUCCUUCGGGAUGGACGGCAGGCCCCCCGAAUGUCUUCCUGAGCCCCAGAUCCCUCAGUCUGGGCACGGGCACUCCUCUGGCAGAUCUGUCAGGUCUCCAGGUGAGGGGAGGGCACUGGCACCUAUGUUUGCCAGGUCUUACGCCAACAAUAGCUGACAAUUCCGAGAAGCUUCACGUGUGGGUAGUUUUAAUUCUAUUUAAGUACUGCUUUUUGUCCAGGUGACAGAUGAGAUCAGCUCUCCAGAACAAAAGGGCAGAUAACUUUUGACCUGAGUUCGAGGUAGAUUAAUAUGCUGCCAGCUCACCUAAUGGGCCAGCCAGCAGCAGGCUGUGGAGGGAAGUGGGGGAGAUAGCUGGUAUUACUAGCAUGUGCCACAGGGAAAGCAAACAGUUGUAACUCAUCUAGCGGCCUGACUUACUUCGGAAUCUUGUUGGACGCUACCGACUUGUCAUCCCAUCACCAGGCGCUCCUCCACCAUGCACAUGCCGACUGACUUGAUGCUUAAUAAAACUGCUGCUGCCUAUUUGAUUCUAUUUAAUGUGUAAUUUGAAUAUUAAACCUUUUAACAGAACUGU